UCUAAUCUGAAAGCUAACCAUAGUUUCCAGAAUCUCAAUAGCUUUUUUUAUCUCUUUUUAUCAGAACACAAAGGUCGCCCUUUAACCAUUAUAAAUCACCAUUUGGGUUGUUUCUUUAGAGGCCACAAAAGAAAAAAAACCAUGAAAUACAAUGAGAUUUCCCAUUUCAGCCACCCCCAACACAUACUCAAACUUGAGUACACUGAAGUUCCGUUCAAGUGUGAUGGCUGCAAAGAAGUUGGAAUAGGCUCACGUUAUCGAUGCUCCUUCUGCGAUUUUGAUCUCCACAUGCACUGUGCGAUGCCAUCUCUUUCAAUCUCUCACCCCUUCUACACAAAAUGUUCCUUUCAGUUCCUCUCAAGGCCACCCGGUGUCUCCCCUCGUUACUGCAACGCUUGCGAAAAGGAUGUAACCGGCUUCGUUUAUCAUUGCAAAUCAUGUGGAUUUGACCUUCAUCCAUGUUGUGCAAAGCUACCAAUGGUUUUAGAUGAUGGUGAAGUGAAACUCUAUCUGCAUAGGAAGGUAAGUGCACCAUGUCAUAGAUGUGGGCGUAAAGGGAGGAGUUGGAGUUACCGGUCUGCUUGCAAAAACUAUAAUUUACAUGUUGCCUGUGUUAGGGAAAUGUUAAUGGAGAAUUGGCAUGAACUAUACUUUAAAAGUGGUAAGGGCACUAGGAAAUUGGACACUGGAAUUCCAAGCUUGAAAAAUACACUUCAAACCCCUCAUAAAAGGAGUAAAGGCAAGGUGAAGAAAUGUUGUGAGAUGGCUGCUUUGGCUCUGCAAUUUGUCAUAUCAGCUAUGCUUGGGGAUCCCACCACUCUUAUUGCUGGGGUUAUUGGAGCUUUGAUGUCCAGAGGUUGAGUUCAAUUUCUAGGUCUUCAGAUGUUGUCUGAUUGAUGCAAUUUAAUCACGCAGCUGUCUGUAAUAAGGAAAACCCAAAAAAAAAAAAAACAUCCAGGAUGUUUAGCUUUUGGGUACCGAAUGCAACAUCUAUUGUGAAUAAAUUUUAUAUAUGGUUAAGCCAUUGUCAUGAAA
Durio zibethinus is the source of this 1035-nucleotide messenger RNA. RefSeq lists its product as uncharacterized. Lineage: Eukaryota; Viridiplantae; Streptophyta; Magnoliopsida; Malvales; Malvaceae. The record is from RefSeq and is a predicted model, not a curated record.